UGAUUUUAUUAAUUCUGAAACCAUUCUAUAUGGAAUAUUAGUCCUCGAACUCGCGAUCAUUCCGUUGCAGUAGUCCGUUAAAGAAGUUUCGUUUUAACGUUUACACAAUAUCUACUUAUUAUUUUAUAUAAAUGAGUUGUUAGGUUUAAAAUUCUAUAAUAUGGCUCUCGAUUUACAUCGUAAGUACAUCGAGAAAAAGCAAGAUAGUGCACCCUUGGCGCCUAUCAAAGAUAUAAUAAAUUCUAAAUACUACUUGGAUCCUCUGGAGCUUUUGGGAGAACGGAGUUUUGAUGAACCUCGUGAAGUAAAUGAGUCUGAAAUCGGAAGUCCAGUACAAGAGUUUUUCCGGGAUGCAGUUGUAUUUUUAACCGGUGGUACUGGUUUUAUGGGCAAAGUUCUAGUAGAAAAACUACUUAGAACAUGUCCUCACAUUAAACAUAUUUAUUUGCUGAUCCGAUCUAAAAAGGGAAAAAACGUCGAUGAACGAUUGGAAGAUAUAUUUGAAGAUAGGUUGUUCAAAAGAUUAAAACAUGAAGUACCCAAGUAUUAUCAUAAAGUUUCUGGAGUAGCCGGUGAUUGUAGUUUGCCUGGUUUAGGAUUAAGUGUCAGCAGUCGAAAUACAUUGAUUAACGAAGUGAACAUAAUUUUCCAUGGAGCAGCUACUGUGCGUUUUGAUGAACAUAUUCGUGUAGCUAUGAACAUAAAUGUUUCUGGAACGAGAGAAUUAAUAAGUUUGGCCAGGAAUAUAACCAAUUUAAAGGUCAUGGCACAUAUUUCCACUGCAUUUUCAAAUUGCAACCGAAUGCAUGUCGAUGAAAAAUUUUAUGAUCCUAUUGCUGAUUAUAAUGAUGUAUUGAAAUUAGUUUCUUCUACUGACGAUGAAACACUUCACAGUAUGACUAGCAAAAUCAUUGGUGAUUUACCAAAUACUUAUUCUUUUACAAAAUCAUUGGCAGAAGAUGCUAUUCGUAGAGAAGCACAAGAUCUUCCAAUAUUAGUUUUCCGACCCACUGUGGUUGUGGGUACAUACCGGGAACCAGUAAGAGGUUGGAUAGAUAAUGUAUACGGUCCAACAGGAAUUAUAGUUGGAGCUGGUACCGGAGUACUUCAUACAUAUUAUCUCGAUGCUAAUAUUGUAACUGAUAUAAUUCCCGUUGACAUUGUAGUAAACGCUCUCAUAUGUGCUACUCAUAGAACGGCAACCAGCAGGAAGUGUGAUGAAAUACCAAUAUAUACAUGUUCGAGUUCAAUACAAAAACCAAUUAGAUGGAAAGAAUUUAUGGAGUUAAAUAAACGUCAUGGAAUGUACUGGCCUACAAUUCGGGCGAUUUGGUAUUAUUCGUUUUGGAUUACUAAAAAUCCAUUUCUUUUCGCAAUGUUAAAUUUUUUUUGUCACACUGUGCCUGGCUAUACACUUGACACAUUAGCUCGUUUUUCUGGACAAAAACCAAUAUUGAUGAAUAUUUAUAAGAAGAUUGAUAAAGUACGUGAUAUAUUAGCCUAUUUUGCUGACAAAGAAUGGACGUUUAUUAAUGAUCGAAUACUAGCGCUAUGGGACACUCUAGAUAGUCAAGAUAAAGAAUUGUUCAAUUUUGACAUACAUCAAUUAUCAUGGGAUUAUUUUUGUCAGGCUCAUUGUCUUGGCUUAAGAGUUUACCUCGUAAAAGAUGAUAUACAUACAUUGCCUGCAGCUAGAAAAAAAUGGGAAAAAUUAUACGUAGCACAUAACAUUCUGUUACUAAUUGUGUUCGGAAUCAUGUUGUUUUGUAUUUGGUCAAUUGUGUCUGUACCACUAAAAUUGACUGGUCUAAUGUAAAAUAAUUUGUGGAGAUUUAAACUAUAAAUAUUUUUUAAAUGUAUACGUAACUAAGUAAAAAUAAGUAUUUAUAUAGUUUUUUAUGUAUAUCAAAGUUUUUUUUUAUUAAUUUAUUCUUAUUAAUUCGUAUUGAUAAUUUAGAUAAUUAGUUGAAAUAUCUAGCUUAAUAAAAGUUUAUUAAACCGUUUUUUAUUUAAAAUCAAUUUUAAAGAUUAAAAACAGUAUUUAUUGUUUAGAAGUAGAUAAUUUAUGUUAAUAGAUAUUUUUCUUGAAAAUAACAAUUAUUUUUUGAAAAAAAAUAUUAUCUAGUAUGAGAACUCUCUUUUCUGUGAUUUCUGUUUUUAUAAUAAAUUAUAAAUAUUAUAUUAAUUUUUAAAUACUCAAUCCCAAUUAAUUUAAUUAUUAACUACACUGUAAGCAACUACACGUUAUUAUUUUUUAACAGUAUUAUUUUAUUGCAUGACAUAUUUUUUUAAGAUAUUUUUUGUAUUAAAUUAUGUACCUAUUUAAUGUAUUAAAUUAAAUUAUAACCAAAUAAUUAUUUUUAUAAUUUCUAUGAAACACAAACAAAUCAAGUUUUCUAAUUCUUAGUUAUAAAUAUUUAGCUUUAAGAAUUACACCCUCGUAAAAUUUUGCUUAAAAGUAAAAUAUUAUUGCCUAAUUAAUAUAAUAUUGAUUGAUUUAGGUUUAAAUUUGUUGACCAUUAGUUAUACUAUAUAUUAUAUUAUUUACUUUAAAUAAUAUAUGACAUGAAUUAAUAUAAUUUAAUAGAUUUAAAUAUAUUGUAAUAAUUUAACAUGAGACCAACCAAACGAUUUUUCGUUUUUAUAAUUGAUUAUUAUUUUAUCUAAGUAAUACCAAAUCGAUAAGAAUCAAAAGAUUAGUUUUGUACUGAAGAUAUUUUAAUAACAUAAUAUAUGUAUUUAUGCCAGGGCUUCAAAAGUUUUUUUAGAUCGUUAUACCCGAAAAAAUAUUAACAAAAUUUAACAAAAUCAAUUAAUAUAUAUAAAAAAAAAAAUCGAAUACCUACUACGUAAUGAAAUAUAUUUAAUUAUAAUUUAAAAUUAGUUACAAAUAAUGUUAUUAAAAAUAAUUGAUGUUCUUUUUUAUGUUAUACAUAUGACAUAUUAUAUUAUCACUCCAAUCAAAAUUUAAAUUUAAUUAUUAGUUUUUUUUUUAAAUUUUUAGGCAUGAUCAAUUUAAAGUUAACUGGCUUUUGUUAGCAAUAGUUAAUAUUUGUUAAAAUGUUUUAUGUUGUUCUUUUUAUUAAAUAAUAAAUAUACUAAUUAGUUGUCAUUAAGACAUUCUUAUAAUUCUACUAAUUCUUAUGUUUAUGUUCAAUGUUAUUAGUGUAUUCAAUUUUUUUUCAAACGUUAAACUUAAAAUGAAAAAUUAAAUUUUUUUUAAAAGUACAAUAACGUACCUAAAAUAUUAGUAUUUUAUAACGUUUAAUACCUGAAAAUGUAACAACGAUAUAAUAUAUUUUUGUAAUAAUUAUCACAUAUCAGGUAGAUAUUUACGUGCUAUGUGUUAUUGUAUUGUGUAUAUGGGAUUGUAACGGUGUAUCGUGAGUGUGAAAAAGUUUGAAAAGUAUGUUUAAUUAAUUUUUAAUAACAUAAAUAUUGUUUAAGAAGAAAAUAAAUUAUAUUUAAUGUGUUUUAUUAAGAA
Aphis gossypii (cotton aphid) is the source of this 3484-nucleotide messenger RNA. Its product is annotated as fatty acyl-CoA reductase wat-like. The record is from RefSeq and is a predicted model, not a curated record. Bases 161 to 1816 code for a protein of 551 amino acids. NCBI's taxonomy places the organism in Eukaryota, Metazoa, Arthropoda, Insecta, Hemiptera, Aphididae. Gene Ontology annotation, biological process: long-chain fatty-acyl-CoA metabolic process. Gene Ontology annotation, molecular function: alcohol-forming very long-chain fatty acyl-CoA reductase (NADP+) activity. Gene Ontology annotation, cellular component: peroxisome. The transcript has 9 exons.